AUCAUCGUCAGUAGAUUUGACUAUUCAUUUUGAAUAUGAUCUGAAUAUUCAAAUGUAUAAAAUGUCACCUGUAUAAAAGCACCAACAUUGUUUCCUGAAACCCAGGUUUAACACAUUUAAAUAAUUUAAGCAUUAACAUAACUAUAUACGUAUAGUAUACAUUUUAUACGUAUAAAACCAUUUAUCAUUUAAGCUGAUGUUUAGUUUACAGAAACAAACCAAAUAAAGAGGCAGAUAUUAACAUGAGCAAAUGUGCAGUUCUCUUGCAUAGAACUUAAAAUUGCUCUCAAUAUAUUCCUAUCAUUCAACCGUGGACAUGUUCAGCCGAGUAAAAUUAAGUAUUUGAAAUUGUCAUAUCUUUUUUCCAACUACUUGCAUGAACCACCACGGAAUAAACCAUAUCCUGAACAUGGACUGUAAGAACCUGAAUUUGGCUCCCUCUCGUGGUGAUCAUAUUUAGAGCACAGAACAAUAGAUGAUGGAUUAUCUGAGAGCAUAAUAUACAACACUGUUUGUUGAAGCAACAUAAAGUAAAGGCUGAUGAGUAUAACUUUUAAAAUGUUUUUUUCUUUUUGUAAAUUGUCAAGUGGGUGUAGACAAUAUAGUUUACUGAGAGCAGUGGGUAUGACAUGACUUAAUAUUACACAAAUAUUAUUCUGCUGAAUCAGUUUCUUUGUCAGUUUAAAACAUACUUACUGAAUGUGUUAUUGGUUUAUUCUGCGGUGUAUCCUCCUGAGACAAUGGUAUGUCCCUCUUCCGCUGUCGUGCAUUGCCACUGUUGUGCUGUAGGGGGCAGCGGACUUGCGCCCUGGGGUUUGUUUAUUGCUGCUUCCGUAGCUUGUCAGCUAACGCCAUAGUAAAAGACGGAAAAUCUCCUUCCACAGGUCGGUUGAUUUUAAAAAUGUCUGCUCCACUGCUUCUGAGAGCUUUUGUGAAGGAGCGACUUUCUGCUGCAGCUGAGGAAAUAUUUCAGUUCUUUGAAAGAACAAUAGAAACAUACGAAGAAGACGCUACGAGCUCUAAACAGGAGAUUGAGCGACUCACGCGUCUGCUGCAGGAGUUUUCCAACCAAAGAGUCCUCUCUCAGGCAUCCACCUGUAAAGAGGAAACUGAGCAGGAGCUGAGCCUCACUGACUAUCGCAGAGAUCCAGAUGAUCAAGCCAUUAAAGAGGAGGAUCAGGAAGUUUGGGUCAGUCAACACGGAAUGCAGGCUGAAGAGUUCCAGGAUGUCAAUCAUUCAUAUCAAUCUCAUUCAGUUGUGUAUGAGACACAUGAGCAGGAGGAGGACACAAAACCCAGUUUACUACCUCAGACUCAAAACAGUGAAAGUGAGAAGCAGUUUGGGGACUCACAAGAAACUAAAACUGUACUGAUUGUGUUACCCUUUGCGUCAUUUCAACCCUCACAAUCUCCCAUCCAAAAUGAGAUGGUCCAAGAUGGCCCGGAAAAUGACGAACCUACUGCCAGUUUUAUGUCAAACCAAACAAAGUCAGAACAAGACCAGAGCACAAUUAUCAACUCCAAAGAAUCCUCUGAGAGCUCUCAUUUGAAUUCACUCCCACCCGGGCACCACUGCCUUCUGUGCCAUCAAUCAUUUUCCUCCAAACAUUACUUGAUAAAUCAUGCUCUUCGCAUGCAUUCAAAGGACGAAGGUUUUGUGUGUGCUGUGUGUGGGAAGGCGUCGGAGUCCACUGAGAGUCUCAACGUGCAUCUUAAAUCACACGUGAGCUUAAGAUGCUGCCAUGUAUGCGGCAAAUACUGCAACAGCGCCAACGCUCUGGCGGAACACAUGACCAGCCACACCGGGGUGAAGCUGCACCGCUGCCACGUCUGCGGGAAAGAGUGCGCCCGAAAGGGAGAUUUAAAGAUACACAUGAGGAUUCACACGGGCGAGAGGCCGUACUGCUGCUCUCUGUGCAAUAAAACUUUCACCCACAGCGGACAUCUGAAGAAGCACUUUAGAAGCCACAUGGAAGACAGACCGCACCGGUGUGACGUCUGCGGCAAAGGAUAUCUACAAAUUGCACACCUGAAGUAUCACUUAUCCACUCAUACACAGAACUGAUUUUCAAUCAUGCAACAGAGCCUUUUUCUAAAACCUAGAAAUGUGACUAUCAGUGGAGCAGGAGCACAUUCAUCAGCUGCUUGUAUUUACUCUUCAAUUUAUAAGCUACAAAGGACGCCUAAAUGUGGAUUCAAAUGGCACCUCAUAUGUUUUGCUUCUGCAGCAUGUUUUGCUUUCUCAUUGAUUAUUUUAUUUCUUCUGUGUUCAUAUAUUUUCACUAAGUAUAUUGUAAUUGUUUUACUCAUUAGCUUUUUUUGGUCGUUACUGAAUCACUUUGAACUGCAUUGACCUGUAUGAUAGUGCCAUAUAAAAUAAAGAUGGGUUUAUUGAU
Molecule: messenger RNA, 2396 nt
Organism: Solea senegalensis (Senegalese sole)
Lineage: Eukaryota; Metazoa; Chordata; Actinopteri; Pleuronectiformes; Soleidae
Product: zinc finger protein 3 homolog
Exons: 2
Coding region: 746-2065 (439 amino acids)
Biological process (GO): regulation of transcription by RNA polymerase II
Molecular function (GO): DNA-binding transcription factor activity; RNA polymerase II cis-regulatory region sequence-specific DNA binding
Source: RefSeq, a predicted model, not a curated record